GCAGCAUUCUUCUUUUCGCGCAGUUCCGUUCGGUCGGUGACCAGCUGUUUUGUACCGUCGUUCCCUUUUUCCCGCUGGCUGCCUGACCGGCCACCCGAAAGAUGUUCCGAAUUGGAUUAAAAUUUCCGUACAACGGUCUAAGUCGGGUCAGAAAAUACGGCUGCUCCAGGCUACACUUGACAGCCAGGUACUACGAGACGCGGGCGCGUGUCAAGUGCGAUCCGGAUGGGAGGCUAUGCAAGGAUGUCAGACUUAUGUCCAGAGUUACUGGACCUAAAUAUUCAACUGCACCGCCAAGAAGCGAGAAAAGCCGGGGAUCAGGAACAUUGAUAACUCUAGGAGCCAUAACAAUAGGUACUUUAGGAAUAUUAGCAUACGCCAAGAAAGAUCCAGAAGUCCGAGCUAUGCUUGAAGGAUGGAUUCCUGGCACUGACAAAACUAUUCGGAUUAUUUUCCAAGAAGAGUCCAGCUACUUCGACUUCAUAUUCACGUUUUUCGAAACUCUGAAACAGACAGUAUUGGGUGUGUUUCUCAAGGAAUCAACGCCAGAACCAGCGCCCAAGCCAGUUUUUAAACCACUAGUUGAGCAAAAAGAAUCGCCCAUUAACGAGAAGUACGCCGAAAUUCGUGUUAGUAAGGAGCAGGGUGAAAAAGUAGAUGUUGUGGUCGAGAAGCCGGCGCCGCCGGCAAAAAAAGUGCCCGAGGAAUUGAAACCGCAAAGUCUCGUUGAGCUAGAAACGUAUUGCGGCGAAGCAGCCGCUAAAGCCAUCGCGGCGUAUCACGAAGCACUGUGUACGCUUCAGGAAUACAAUGACGAUAUUGUAAAAGUGGUCGAGAAUGCUGGCACCACGAUAGGUGGAAAUGUUUGGCAGAGGUUAAAGGAGACGACGGAAAAGAAGAAGAAAGCGAUGCAACAGGCGGAAGACCACGCGAAGGAAGCGCUGGAUUCGCUGAAACGCACGUAUAACUUAAUCGAAGAAGCCGCGCUCGAGGCGCCGGCUCACAUGAAAACGGCCGCGAAGCGGAACGUCAGGAAGAUUCUGGACGAUGUGGAGGAAGCCAAGAAGAAGUACACCGAUGGGCUGCAGAAGGGUAACAUCGCCGAGCGCUACUGGAAGCAACUGAAGACGGCGCGGGAAAACUUUAACGAAGAAUUGCAAAUCCUGUUUCCCAAUAUAAAUAUUCAGGACAAGAAACUAUCCGUCAGCGAAGAUGCCUUCGAUUUAUUCGUCUUGCAUAUGUAUCACAAAGUCAACAAUUUGCAGAGCGAGCUGGAAAAAUUAAGGACAGUCGAUGAAGCUAAAUUGAAAGCAGCGUUAAGAGCGGCGGGUGAAGAUGCGAAUCAGGAAAAGUUGGACGCACUGAUCCGCCUUGCAGUUGAUCAAGAGAGAUUCGCUGUUGAAGAACAGCAGGCCAAAAAGUUGCUGGCGGAGCAGAAGAAAUUCCACGACGAGAUGCGGCGGCAGCUGAAAUUGCAGUCGGAGGUACACGCCGAUCAUCUUCGAGAGGCACUUUCGGUCAAAGAGCAGGAAACGCGAAGGGCACUGCAGAACACGUUCUCCGAGCAAGUCGAAGCCGAGUUCAUGAAGUACGAGACACAGCUCGCAGCGGUGGUGGGAAGGCUACAUGCUUUUGCAGCUGCUCUUAAAGCUCACAUAGAAGAGAAGAAAGGAGCAUCGAAUGCACAGAUCCUUUGGUCGGCCUGUCAAGCCUUGUCUAGAGCUGUGAAAGUCGCGCCACCGGGUACACCUAAGGAUGAGAUAAUCAGGCCACUCGAACCUGAGAUCCAGGCUGUCUGCAAAGCAGCACCGAAGGAAGAGCCUCUGGUGCACGCCGCCCUACAGAGCAUUCCCGAAGAGGCGGUGAAGAGAGGAGUGUUUCCGGAAAACACUCUUCGCGAGAGGUUUCUCAAGGUAGAGAGCGUGGCGAGAAGAUUAGCCAUGGUGCCUGCGGAGGGUGCAGCCCUACCUAUAUAUCUUCUUAGCUACCUUCAAAGUUUCCUGAUCAUCAAAACGGCCAAUCCAAUUCCCAGGAGCGAGCUCGAGGACGAGCCGAUCGACGUGAACUCGCUGAAUACGUACGACAUACUGCAGCGUGCCAGAUACUGGUUGGACCGCGGUGACUUCAAGAUGACCCUGAAGUACAUGAAUCUACUGAAAGGUGCACCCAGAAGCGUCGCCAGUGACUGGAUGAACGAGACCAGGAUCCUCCUGGAAACUCAGCAGGCAAUCGACCUCCUGCUGGCGUAUGCGGGUGCGACCGGUCUCGCAUAUCUCAGUGCAGUAGAUUCACCCAAGCAGAAGUAAAGCGGACGGAAAAUUGUCCCAAACCACGAGACGGGGCAUCCACAGAUGAACAGGGCGGGGGUAACAGUGGGAAACAGAGAAAGACAGAGUGAAUUGAUAGCGGUGCGGAAAACGAGGGAUGGAGAAGCACUGAGAAAUCGCUGCCAGUCUUGUAUAGUGAACAAUGUCUUUUUUAGCAAUUAAAAAAUAGGAAUACUGCGCCGGGAGAGGCGAACACAACGAGAAAGCUUUUCUUUGCCAAUCCUCGAGGACCCAUCCUCACGAUUUCCGCGAAGAAAAUGCACUUUCAUCGCUUUUCGAACUCGGGUUUCUCGAUGAGAGGCAAAUCGUGCACGAAGUCAGAGAUGUUAAACAUGCCGGAUGGAUUUCCAAGCGAACCGUUGCACGGAACAGUGACGCGAUCUCGCGAAAUGAUUUGUCUGAUAUACCCUCAUGUUUCGCUUGAAUAAACAUUUUACCCGAUGAAAAUUCGAUUCUCUUUAUUACCGCGCUCUCCACGCGCAGUUUCGUAAAAGGAAAGAUCUAUGUAGAACCCGACGUUUCGUCGGGAAAUAAUCGCGCGCACGAUUAUUUCACAUUAUGCGUAAAACAUGUUCAUUUUUCACUCGCACGCACCACUAUUCCGCUCAGCAGUUCAAAUCGUGACGGAACGGGAGAAUCACCGAAUACGAUGUAAAUAUUGGAGGCAGUUCUGUCUCAAAGACGGCGACGUGGAAAGCGUUUAAAAACGCGUCGCACGUUUAUCGCGGCAUGAAUGCGUAUCGCAUACGCGUACGUUUCAAGUGUUCCAAUGACGCUUACACAAAUCACGAACGAAAGCGCGAAUGCUCGACACUUCUCGACGCGCAUGUGAUCAGCCAACUCGUGUCUGGUCCCUCGGGAUGCAUGCAUACACCCUACAUGCGUUUCGCACGCAUUGGAAUUGCCGUUUGCCGUGUCUGCAACCUCGAUAAUCGCCUGCUCGCGCGCGUCUCCUCCGCACUCGGCGAACUCUUUCCUUGUUCUGAUCCAUCCAUCCAUCUGUCCAUCCAUCUAUCCAUCCCGAGUCAAGUACCUUUUACUUUAUAACCGGAUAUUACUCUCCCGCGCACGCUGAACUCUCGUCGCGAACCACAUCGAUCGCCGGCGUCGCGUGCCGUUACCUCGUCUUUCGCCUCUCACUCGAGACCUUCGUGAUUUCGGUCGGGACGGGGAAGUGAGCUAGAAAUGAUUGUAAAAAUUGAAAAUAAAAUGUGUUUCGUGAUGUA
Ooceraea biroi (clonal raider ant) is the source of this 3553-nucleotide messenger RNA. RefSeq names its product inner membrane mitochondrial protein mitofilin (gene Mitofilin). The record is from RefSeq and is a predicted model, not a curated record. Gene Ontology annotation, cellular component: MICOS complex. Gene Ontology annotation, biological process: cristae formation. Lineage: Eukaryota; Metazoa; Arthropoda; Insecta; Hymenoptera; Formicidae.